GUGUUUGAAGACGAACGGUGCAGUUACGGUCAAGAGCGUCGCCGGACAUGUGACACAAUACGCACUAGAAUUUCGCGCUUUUUUAUUCGAAUGUUAUCAUGUUUUACCCAUUACGCCGAUCGAAGUGUAAUGGAGGAGUGGAGCGGAGGCAGCGGAUCCGUCAAGAAAACAUGAACUUUUGACACUCAGCGUUUAUCAGGAGCAGCACACAUAACACUUUCGGCUUAUUCUUAUUCCAGUGGAUGUACGAGCAACAUUCGUGACGUACAAACUCUGCCAAACUAUCACUCUUUUUAUGAACAGUCGACUACUAGCAACUGCACAGAGGAGACCGCUCAAAUAACGUGAAAAUCGAAUCAAUCAUUCAGUAAAAAAAGAUCAACUAUCAUGUUGAUGAAGAAGAAGAAGAAGAAGAAGAAGAAGAAUUCAUGAAUCAGUAGAUUACAGAUAGAGGAUAAAAUAUGUAACGCAUACUGCACUGAUCAUCCCCCAGUUUUGCUUCAGAACUUAACCAGAGAUGAUAGAGCCUUCAAUCACUGAGUAUGGAGUUAUACUUAAGAGCAAGUCGGAGAAGCAGAAGCCGCCUAUUUGCUCAUCUCUCAAUCAAUUGAUUGAAGAACUGCACGCUGCUUUCUCAGAGGACAGUGUCAACGUUGAAUAUAUCCAUGAGUUAAUGUCAUCUUACAAAAGCAACCCCCUCGAAUGGAGAAAAUUCGCCAAAUUUGAUCGUUAUAGGUAUACAAGGAAUCUAGUUGAUGAAGGCAAUGGUAAAUUCAAUCUGAUGAUAUUAUGUUGGGGUGAAGGCCAUGCGUCAGCAAUUCACGACCAUGCUAAUGCUCAUUGCUUUAUGAAAAUGCUACAUGGUCAGCUUGAAGAAAUAAGGUUUGCAUGGCCGGACGAAGAUGAUAAAACAGAUAUCCCAGAAAACGAAAAAGGCCUCAAUGAGCUAUCAAGGACAAAUUUGAAAACAAAUCAAGUCUGCUACAUAAAUGAUUCAAUGGGAUUGCACCGCGUUGAAAACCCAAGCCACAGUGACACUGCAGUCAGCCUUCACCUCUAUUGUCCACCUUUCGAUGCUUGCCAGGUUUUCAAUCAACGCACUGGACAAAAAUCAAAAUGCAAAGUCACCUUUUGGUCGAAAUUUGGAACAAGGAAAAAUGCCGAUGAUGAAUCUUGCCGUCAACCAGAGGACGUAUAGUUCUCCAGUUUGCGAUGACUAAACUCAAAUUAUCGAUGUAUCAGUGAAUAAUGUCUAUUUUAAAAAUCAUUAGGUUGUGUAUGAUGAUAUUACAAUGGUUUACUAUAGCUUUAAAACAACAUCAAAUACGUAAAGUUUUAUGAAAUUGAAUGCUUUGCAUUAGUUUUAUCAAAUUGGAUGUUAUGCAUGUGACAAUUUUUUUUAAAGAAACGAAUAAAUAAUGUGAUAUAAAG
Nilaparvata lugens (brown planthopper) is the source of this 1431-nucleotide messenger RNA. RefSeq names its product cysteine dioxygenase type 1. Gene Ontology annotation, biological process: L-cysteine catabolic process. Bases 518 to 1198 code for a protein of 226 amino acids. The transcript has 8 exons. NCBI's taxonomy places the organism in Eukaryota, Metazoa, Arthropoda, Insecta, Hemiptera, Delphacidae. The record is from RefSeq and is a predicted model, not a curated record. Gene Ontology annotation, molecular function: cysteine dioxygenase activity; ferrous iron binding.